UUCCUUCUCCCGCCUUCGCGUUUGCUACGCCUUCGUAGUCAGGGACUGCUACCAUGGAGGCGAAGACUUCUUCCUAUGCGCUCAACCUCCCCACGCUGCUUCGCCGGCGCAACUCCUCGCCCGAUGUCCCCGAGGAUGUCGACUACAUCAUGAGCCACUUGAACGACCCUAACUGGGACCUUUCCCAGCCGCCAACCGCGAGCACCGAGACGUUCGCGGAUAAGGCCCAGACGUCAUCAUGGACGGACCACUCCUACCACGAAACCGAGACCGAGACUGCUUCGCAGCUUGGCUCGACGCGAGUGGGUACUUCGAAGUUUGACUUGCGCGAAGCGAAGGUAGAGGAGUACAACGAAGAGUCGCCCUACGCAGAAGUACGUGCGGCUGUCCCGAACACCGACGAUCCCUCAAUUCCGGUGAACACCUUCCGAGUAUGGUUUUUGGGUAUCAUCCUCUCUGUUCUCCUGUCCGGCUUGAACCACUUCUUCCUGGGUCGUUGGCCUUCGGUCGCCAUCAGUGCUCUCAUUGCUCAGUUGGUGGCGCUACCACUUGGCAAGGGUCUUGAAUGGUUGCUCCCUACGCGGCAGUUCAACACGCUCGGCUACGUCUGGUCGUUCAACCCCGGCCCCUUCAGCGUGAAGGAGCACGCGGUCAUCACCAUCAUGGCGAACGCGGUCUACACCGACGUGUACUCGACUUCGAUCUUCGCCGCGCAGCGCGUGUGGUACAACGAGCGCCCCGCCAUCGGCUACGAGCUCCUCAUCACGCUGUCGUCGCAGAUGAUCGGUUACGCAUGGGCUGGCAUUGCGCGCCAGCUCCUCGUCUGGCCCGCGAGCAUGAUCUGGCCGUCAGCACUCGUCAGCUGCGCGCUCCUGAACACCCUCAACCGCAACUGGGGCAAGGUCGAGACCAAGCACAUCUCUAGGGAGAGGUUCUUCCUCUACGUCGCCAUUGGCAGCACUUUCUACUACUUCCUCCCGGGCUUCCUCUUCACCGGCCUCAGCAUGUUCAGUUGGGUGUGCUGGAUCGCGCCCCAGAACCAGACGGUCAACACCCUGUUCGGCUACAACACGGGUCUUGGCCUUGGUUUCCUGACGUUCGACUGGUCGAUGAUCUCAUGGCUUGGAAGCCCCCUGGUUUCUCCCUGGUGGACUGAAGCCAACGUCUUCAUCGCUUUCGUCAUCAUUUACUGGAUCAUCGCCCCCAUCAUGUACUUCAAGAAUGUCCUCUUCGCGAAGUACUUCCCGAUCUCGACCUCCUCCGCGUUCGACAACAUGGGCAUGCCCUACGACAUCACCGCGGUCGUCGAUGAGAACGGUUUCUUCGAUGUGGAGAAGUACAAGGCAUACUCCCCGCUCUUCAUGCCCGUCAACUUGCAGCUCGCGUACGGCACCCAGUUCGCGAUGAUCACCGCCGUUGUUGUCCACACUUUCCUGUGGUACCGCCACGACAUUGUCCGCCAGUUCCGUCGGUCACUGCGGGAUGAGAAGGACGUGCACUCUCGCCUCAUGAUGUCAUACCCCGAAGUCCCUGCGUGGUGGUACGGCUCGCUGUUCCUUGUCGCCUUUGUCUUCGGUGUCGUCGCCAUCGAGGUCUACCCGACGCAGUUCCCGGUCUGGGCAUUCAUCCUCUCCCUGAUCAUCGGCUUCGUCUUCGUCAUCCCCGUCGGCAUCAUCCGCGCUAUCACGAACCAGCUGCCGGCGAUCAACGUGCUCGCUGAGCUUGUCGGCGGUUACGUCCUCCCCGGUCGCCCGCUCGGCGUCAUGGUCUUCAAAACCUUCGGCUUCGUCUCCAUGUACCAGUCGCUCUUCUUCUUGAACGACCUGAAGAUCGGCCACUACAUGAAGAUCCCGCCGCGCGUCAUGUUCAUGGCCCAGGUCGUCGCGUCGACGCUGGCGUGCUUCGUCUGCGUUGGCGUGCAGGAGUGGCAGUUUGCGAACAUCGAGGGCUACUGCACACCCACCCAGAAGGACGGCUUUGUCUGCAACGACAUCGAAACCUUCGCCACCGCGUCCAUCAUCUGGGGCGGCAUCGGUCCUCAGCGUCUCUUCUCCCACGGCGCGAUGUACAACUAUGUCCUGUACUUCUUCCUCAUCGGCGCGCUCCUCCCCAUCCCCUUCUACCUCCUCGCUGUGCGCUACCCGACCUCGUUCUGGCGCUACGUGAAUAUCCCCGUCUGCUUCGCCGGGCUCGCGCAGCUCCCGCCCGCGACCGGCAUCAGCUACUCGUCCUUCACGAUGGUCGGCGCGUUCUUCCAGUGGUUCGUGCGCCGCUACCACUUCCGCUGGUGGCUCCGCUUCAACUACAUCCUCUCCGCCGGGCUCGACAUCGGCGUCUCCAUGGGCAUGGUCCUCGUCUUCUUCUGCCUGCAGUACCCCAAGGGCGGCGUCGAGCUCAACUGGUGGGGCAACACCGUCUGGCAAAACACGUUCGACGCGAUGGGCAUGCCCGCCCUCUUCACGAACACGACCAUCGGCCCCCAGGUGUGGGCUUAGACGUCCCCGCCUCGGACCCGUCUCUGCGCCUGUAGCAUUAUCGGCGGCACACGGCUUGGGGGCAGAAGGCCCCCGCAGUGGCCCGCCGCGUCGUUGUAUUAUCCUUAUGUACUAUCGCACUGCCCAGCAUCACGCCCCUCUCCACGCAUUAUACUCGCUCACGAACUCUCCUACUCUUCACGUCUUCCACUUGUCUUCAUAGGGUCUCCGGGCGCCGUUCGCUCCUUUUCUUCACGCACGUACAGGUCAUACGCAUCCCC
This is a messenger RNA of Trametes versicolor FP-101664 SS1, 2755 nucleotides long. Its product is annotated as OPT oligopeptide transporter. Gene Ontology annotation, biological process: transmembrane transport. The record is from RefSeq and is a predicted model, not a curated record. NCBI's taxonomy places the organism in Eukaryota, Fungi, Basidiomycota, Agaricomycetes, Polyporales, Polyporaceae. Gene Ontology annotation, molecular function: oligopeptide transmembrane transporter activity. The coding region runs from base 54 to 2495 and encodes 813 amino acids. The transcript is spliced from 8 exons.